GUAUGAUAUUAUAACAAAUAAAUAUUAUAUUAUAAAUUAAUAUGAAUCAUCUUAUGUAAUAAUACUAUUUGUUGUUCAUUUGACCACACCUCCACCAUCUUGCCACUAGACACUGCCGGGGACUGAACAAUGCUAUCAAGACUUGUAACUCGUUCUCUGCAAGAGGUGCGACCUGCCCUUGUGGCAAUUCGUCCAACUAGCACCACGGCCGUCAGCAGAGCAGCUGAAGAGCGGGAUGAGGUCAACUUCCCACGUCCUGUUAGGCCCGUUGAGCCUGGCAAGGUGCAGGGCUUCAUCCCAGAGGAGUGGUUCCAGUUCCUCUAUCCCAAGACAGGUGUAACUGGUCCAUACAUGCUUGGUGUUGGAUUGACAACGUUUGGCGAAAUAUAUGUUAUGGAACAGCACUAUAACGGACUCUCCAUAUUUAUUAUGGUGGUUUACGCUGUCAAGAAAUUUGGCCCACCUCUAGCACAAUCCCUGGACAAAGAAAUUGAUGAGAUCGAAGGCAGCUGGGUGACGUACCGUGAUGGCAGUAUUACUGAUAAUGUUGAAGGGCAAUUGUCAGCUAAGGGCGAGGCAAUGCUCUUUGACGCAAAACGUGAAAAUGUGUCUCUGCAACUUGAGGCUCCAGAAAGACUUGCAAUGGUCCAUGCUGAGGUGAAGAAGAGGCUGGACUACCAACUUGAAACUGCCAAUGUCAAGACCAUGCAACAGAAGCACAUGGUGGACUGGAUUGUAAACAACGUAAAAUCAUCCAUCACACCUGCUCAGGAGUCUGUUGCCCUUAAGCAGUGCUUUGCUGAUCUUAAGGCACUAGCUCCUAAGGCUGCAUAAAUUACUCAACACUAGUUUAAAAGUUAGGAUGCUCUUUUGCAGGCAAUUACUCAAGACUUGUCAAGAUUCUAACAAGACCGUAGAAUCUACAAGCUAUGACUUUGCUUUAGCUGCUCUGUGUAAUAUCAUGAGAAUAUUAUUAAUUUUGUGGUAUAUGGCAUGAGCUCAUUCCAGUACCUGCUGGUAUUGCUUAAGAAUACUGGUACAUAUUUUGAAACAACCAGUGACAAAACAUUUACAGUGUGUAAAUGAGUUUUCUAAUUAAUUUUUAUGUGUACAGAUCGUAUGUAAAUAAAAAUGUUCUGUCACUCAUAUAUUUAAAACCUAUGUGGUAGAAGUUGGGAGACGUGAUAAUAAAUAAAUUGUCACU
Messenger RNA from Homarus americanus (American lobster), 1204 nucleotides. RefSeq names its product ATP synthase subunit b, mitochondrial-like (gene ATPsynB). The record is from RefSeq and is a predicted model, not a curated record. Gene Ontology annotation, biological process: proton motive force-driven ATP synthesis. Gene Ontology annotation, molecular function: proton transmembrane transporter activity. Lineage: Eukaryota; Metazoa; Arthropoda; Malacostraca; Decapoda; Nephropidae.